Molecule: messenger RNA, 2147 nt
Organism: Leptidea sinapis
Lineage: Eukaryota; Metazoa; Arthropoda; Insecta; Lepidoptera; Pieridae
Exons: 14
Coding region: 97-2016 (639 amino acids)
Source: RefSeq, a predicted model, not a curated record
GGUAUCGUACAGGGUCGAGGUUGGCAAAUUAUAACUGUCGCUUUCGAACCGACCAAGUUUGGAGAGUACUGCGAAUCUUGGGACUUGAUCGUUAAUAUGUAUCAGAAAGCCUGUAUCAACUUUUUCGGAAAUGCGGAAGUGAGCCAAAUAGAGGUGACGUCUCACGGCUACAAUCCUGAGACCCACGCAAUGCUGGAGUUUCCGUCGACUAUCACGGGCUGUACAAACUACUGCACCUCCUAUCUGCACAAUCUAACUAGAAUGAGUAUACACAUGCGGGUUCUUAAUAAUGUGCCAUGGUUAGGGGCUGACAACAACGGCUGGAUCGUCUUGGCGCCAAAAGAGAUCGUCAAUUUCCAUUGGUGGUUCUUCCCCAAGGAAAACAACAGAGUAUACGACACUAUUGUAACUGUUUCGUGUAUUUGCAUUAUCGGUGAUAGGCCCGUUGGGACACCCACUGAAGUAUUUAUCCACAUAUCCGGGUUUUCGGAACUACCCGACCUAAGGGUACUACCGAAAUCUACAAAUCUUCAUGACUGCGUAGUGGAUGAAAGCAAGGUUCUUUCAAUCACGCUGUAUAAUUACGGUUCUUGUUAUUUCACAUCGAAGCUAUACUACAAGUUGGAAGGCAUGGGUGAUGAUUGUUCGGCAGAUAAGAUUGAAAUUGACUCCACUGUGAAUAGCCUAAAGCCGUCAAGUUUUUGUGGGGUGAAAUUGACAAUUACACCAUACAGUGCUGGCUCUAGACAAAUAAGCAUAAAAUACACAGUGCUGUUCAGGAACGAGCAGGAUGAAGUGGAUGAGAUACAGCCUAUUAGGAAAACCAUUUGUACUAUUUGGUAUGAUGGUAUCUAUCCCACGUUCAAGGUUAAAAGAACAAUAUCCGUAAAAUGUCCCAUCAUUUUAAGCAAUCAUUGCGUGUGGAAUAUUCUCAAUGUAGAAGAGUUAAACAAAGCAUUAGAAGAUUCUAGACCGAAUGUGCCUUUAAACGUCAGUCUCUACGCACCAGACCUCUGCUAUCGUACCGAACCCGUUGAACUGAUUCUGGUGUUGGGCUGUGUGUACCGAGUGCCUGUGGCCUGGACUCUGAGACGGGAGAAGAUCUGCGAUUGUGAAAUGGUCGAAGUCAAAGUUGGCAUAUCCCUCUACGAGAUGCGGCAUAAUUGUCAACAUAGGGACAUGGUCGAAAUUUAUCCCUUGAAUGGAAUUGUCGCGCCAGAUGCUCCUGUUCUUCUACACAUGAAGCUUCAAUACACCAUGGAAGGCAGCAACACUCUUUGUUACAUACUGUCGCUGCCAAAUAACCGUACCAUCAAUAUAUUCGUUAAGAUAAACACCCAUUGCAAAUCGAAGGGAAUCCUCACACCGUUGCGAAGAAAUGUUCAUGAUACAGAAUACUUGAGCAUACUGGACUGUGGAAGAGUGCCUAUAAAUAACCUCGAUCCAGUUAUACGGAUUGUUUGGCUCUACAAUCCCACAGAUGUAUUCACAACGUGGAGAUUACUGCAGGGAAAUGCCAUAACUCCGAAUGCAGUUAUUCGAUGCUUGCAAUAUUUUGCCGAAGUGCCGCCUUCGGAUAAACUGGCUGUACCAUUUGCGUUCCUGCCGAUGGAGAUGGUGGAUUACGAGGUGGUGUUUUUAUGCUCAUUUGGAUACGAUAUUGUCAAGAUCUUGGUGAAGGGCCAGGGUGGUUUGCCGAAUUGUGUGGAGACAAGAUUGGAUAUACCGUACUACAUUGAGCGAACUAUUCGUUCAGCUUACACGGAGAAAGUUGUUUAUUUAUCAAAGGAGCACAUAACUCUGUCAGUAAUGCCGACCCAUUCACUCUCAAGAGACAUUAUUGCCAUAAACAACGAUACAGACCAUGUUUUAAGAUUUAUAUGGAUGCCGGAAAGGAUAGCGAACAUUGUUAACGUAGUAAUGACGCCGUGGUGGGGUGUUCUGCAGCCGAAGACUUCCGAGUGGAUCACCAUGACUGUGUACACUCUUCACGAACCUGCCACUUUCACGGCAUAAAUGAUUUUCCGCCCUACGUGUUGGAUCUUAAGAAACCUCAACCUACAUACUUAGCACUGACUGUUUCUGUGUCAUCUAAAGGACAACGCGACGGUUGCACCAGAAUGCUCGUGAGGCAAAUGUGGGAACAG